This is a messenger RNA of Thunnus maccoyii (southern bluefin tuna), 2395 nucleotides long. RefSeq lists its product as uncharacterized. Gene Ontology annotation, molecular function: DNA-binding transcription factor activity; RNA polymerase II cis-regulatory region sequence-specific DNA binding. The transcript has 2 exons. Gene Ontology annotation, biological process: regulation of transcription by RNA polymerase II. The record is from RefSeq and is a predicted model, not a curated record. NCBI's taxonomy places the organism in Eukaryota, Metazoa, Chordata, Actinopteri, Scombriformes, Scombridae. Bases 203 to 1849 code for a protein of 548 amino acids.
GAGGCCGGACGUCUUUCUGUUUGUUGGCGCCAUCCGGAGAAGAAGAGAAGGGUCUUUCCUCUGCUCUGUGGCUAACUGCUACCUGUUCAUGCUAAACACCGGCAAUUUAACCUGAUUGUGGAUGUCUCACAAAACGACAUAGGGUAAACUGUGCGCGGUUUAUGGCAAGGAUAUAUCAGCAUAUCAUCACGACGGUUCGUUGAUGUUCAUGUUAAGCAGGACAGGUGUGCCACAGGGCUCCACAUCAAUAAUGAACACAUCCAUGCCUAGCCUGAUGAUGGACACAGGAAGCCAACAGCUGCCAAAUGUCCUGGAGGAUGACUUAAGCAAAGACUUGAUGAACGCUGGACGGUUUUGCUUCAGCUGUGAGCAGAUAUUUGCAAAUCGGAAAUUCCUGGAGGAACACAUUUGUCCUGCUGCAAGUCACAUCUGCUCCUGUGGAACCGAGUUUACUGUAUACGAAGACAUGCUGGAGCACAGUACUACACACGAACCUGGACACCAAGUGCUUGAUCAUGAAACAAUAAGGAAGCGCAGAAUUGAGAAGCGCAAAGAAGAAGAGGAGAAGCUGAAAAGACUACAGUCAGGUGAGGUUGUCUGGAAGGCGCCAAAAUUGGACAAUGUGCCAUCAGUUUCUUUGCCAAUGAAGCCAAAGCUGAAGGUACCUAUUACAUCAGCUCUUAACCCCGUGCAGUCUGCGCAGAUUUCAAAAGUGCCUGCGUUGUACCCAUCUUUGCUCCCAAAUCCUAUCCCAUCUGAAACAGACAUGCAGAAUAUUUUUGCAAGUGUUGGAGCACCAACAGUGGAUCUUUGGACACUUUACCAGCCAGUGGUGUUGUUGAAAACGGUGCGCAAGUUUAACAAGAAAAAGCCAUACACCUGCGGUAAAUGUGGGGAGUGUUUUAUGACAAAGAACUCUCUCAUCUCCCACAGCAGCUGUCAUGUUAUGGAUAAAGUUUCUGGCUGUAUAGGAUGUGGGCUGCUGCUCUCUAGCAAGAAGUUAGUGCCUCGCUUCCAUGUUUGUAACUCACCCAGCACUGCUACCAAAUUCAGACUCAUCACUGCGAGACCACUGGCUCACAAUGAGCAAAAUGAUGCUAGUACAGACAGGAGUCAGAAUCCGAGUGCUCAAAGGUCUCAUGUUACUUCCUCCCUAUACUUGAAAAGCAAGAAUCCCAGUGCAGCCAGUAAAGGCAGUCUGGCGCUUCAUGUCCCUUCCGCCCUGCCGUUGAAAAAUCAGAAUCUCAGAACAUUCAAUAGUCAGGGGUUUCAUGUCACUCCAUCCCUGCAGUUGAAGAGUCAGAAUUCCAGUACAUCCAAGCCUUACGUCGCUGUCUCCCUUCCUUUGAAGAGUCAGAGUCCAAAUCCCAUGGCACUCUAUAAAAGCAGUUUGGGGCGUCCUGACACUCCCUCUGUGCAGUUGAAGAUGCCCAUAAACUCUAUGCCACUGAGCAAAGCGACGCAGACAUCCUCGGCACCAAAUGGGUUCACAUGUCGAGUCUGUCAUAUUUCUUUUGAAACUGCUCAGCUGCUUCAGAGGCACAAGUGCGUCAAAGCAAAGGAGUUUAUGGCACAACAUGUGCGAGCUGGUAAACAGAUUUACAGACAGAACAGGGUGACACCAGUGGCUCAGGUGAAUGGUGAGAGAAGACUUGGGGUCCCAGCUUCUGGUGACAUAAAGAAAAACCAAGUCAUGGCUGUUGGUUUGGACAAAGGGCAAGGUGCGGUUCCUGUAAACGUGAAAACAGGAGUGGAUUUGGAAGAUGAUUGUUACAUUGUUGAAAGUGGAGCAGACAAACCUGCUGAGAUGAUUUACCAAGUAACCUCAUCUGUCCCUAUUAAGACUUGACCAAACUGGAAAGGCACAUCCAGUUUGCAUGUCACAUAUUAUGUUAAUUAUGGACCAAGUGCAUAAAGGCAACAGUCUGACUGAACACCAUCUACUUGUUUAGGUUCAUUCCACAGGAAAACAGUGUUUCCUGUCUCCCUCUAAACUACUUUAAAACUACUUUAAAAUAUAUAUAUCAGUGUAGGAUGGAUAGUGCAUUUUAAUUAAGCUGGAUUUCUUUUGUCAGUACAGUAAACAGUCCAAAAUGAACGUCCCAAAGUCUAAAUUCUGUACAUUGUACCAGUGUAUUCAUGCAUUGGUCCUGCAUUACAGAAAAUGUAAAUCAAUAUAGGUCAUUAUCAAAAUGUAUGUGCGUGGUUUGCCCACGUUGCAUUGGGGUGACCAGGUACUGUAGUUUUUUUGUUGUUCUUUUUUUUUGUUUAAGUUUUUAGUAUGAUCAGAAUGUGUUGUCAGGCUGUGAGAAUUGACCACGAUGCCCUGUGUUCUUACCUUUGUCGGAUUUUUCAAAUACACUAUAUGUCGUAUUAAACUAUAUUUUCAAAUUCA